AUGGAGAGGCUGGAACGACCUGAUCUCUGCUUUCCACAGCUACUUAACACCUCCUGCAUGAAGCCAACACAGCAUCGUGCUGACACCAUUUCCCUUUACAUCCUGCUGUCUUGUAUCACUGUACUUACUAUCACUCUAAACCUGCUGGUCAUCAUCUCUAUAUCCCACUUCUGGCAGCUCCACACCACCACCAACUUCCUCCUCCUCUCCCUGGCUGUCUCAGAUUUCCUUGUUGGCCUCCUGUUGAUGCCUGUUGAGAUCCUUCUUAUAGGGGGCUGCUGGUUUUGGGGGAGCUUCAUAUGUGGACUGUUUUAUUAUGCCUCUUUUCUCCUUACAUCUGCCUCAGUAGGAAACAUGGUGCUCAUAUCAGUUGACCGUUAUGUAGCUAUUUGUGACCCCUUGUGUUACCUUACCAAAGUCACUCAAAGAAGAGUUCGGAUUUGUAUUUCUCUGUGUUGGGCCUGUUCAGCUUUGUACAAUGGUCUGAUAUUGAUGGACUACCUUAAACAGCCAGAAAGAUAUAAUUCCUGCUAUGGAGAGUGCAUAGUUGUUGUUGACUCUACAACACGAGCUGUAGAUGUUAUGUUGACAUUUGUUGGCCCCAUAGUUGUCAUCGUUGUUCUGUAUAUGAGGGUUUUUGUGGUGGCUGUGUCUCAGGCUCGAGCCAUGCGGUCUCAUAUUGCAGCUGUCAAUCUGCAGCAUUCAGUAAGUGCACCCGCUAAGAAGUCUGAGAUGAAAGCAGCCAGGACUCUUGGUGUUGUCGUGGUUGUGUUUCUAAUAUGUUUCUGUCCAUAUUUUUAUCCAUCCAUUGCGGGCCAGGACAUGUCACCCUCUGUGGCAUUUCAAAUGUAUGGGGUCUGGCUACUUUAUUGUAACUCCUGUCUAAAUCCAGUGGUCUAUGCUUUUUUCUACCCCUGGUUUAGAAAAUCUAUCAAACUCAUUGUUUCAUUUCGGAUACUGCAGCAUGACUCCUGUAAUGCCAACAUACUGUAG
Messenger RNA from Acanthopagrus latus (yellowfin seabream), 993 nucleotides. RefSeq names its product trace amine-associated receptor 13c-like. The transcript has 2 exons. NCBI's taxonomy places the organism in Eukaryota, Metazoa, Chordata, Actinopteri, Spariformes, Sparidae. Gene Ontology annotation, biological process: G protein-coupled receptor signaling pathway. Gene Ontology annotation, molecular function: trace-amine receptor activity. The coding region runs from base 1 to 993 and encodes 330 amino acids. Gene Ontology annotation, cellular component: membrane. The record is from RefSeq and is a predicted model, not a curated record.